Molecule: messenger RNA, 1056 nt
Organism: Anopheles coustani
Lineage: Eukaryota; Metazoa; Arthropoda; Insecta; Diptera; Culicidae
Exons: 3
Coding region: 1-1056 (351 amino acids)
Source: RefSeq, a predicted model, not a curated record
AUGGCUUGUCGCAUGUGGAUAGAAGGUUUGAAUCCCUUCCAAGCUGAUGCAAACACGUCGCUCAAAGAAAUCGACUUAUGCACCCUGCUUGGAGUGGAAACAAUUUCAUCAAGAAUGCUCGUCAGGUUCGGUCCAUUGUAUGCCUUUAUCGCACUGGAGAAAACAUUGUACACUUUCAGUGUUGUGAUUGAUCAUCGCAAAACUAAAACUUUUGAUGCUGACAUCGUUUCACUGGCCGCCAACAGUAAGCACUGUUUGGUACUGUUAUCCUCCGGACGAUUAUUCAGGUACAAUCCUCUCGAAGAUCGUUUGAUGCCCUUAGAGUUUCUCGGUGUUGAAAGGGUCAAGGACGAUCAAGCGAUCGAAUCGAUAACACAUCUGGCCGGUGGAGAGUGCGUCACAGUGGCAUGCACUUCGCUGAACGCCGUGUAUAAUAUCCCCAACAAAACGGUCACCAUGCCAAAGCACGUGCGCAUACGAAAGGUGGUAGCCGGUUUCGAACACUGUCUUCUACUCACCACCAACGGGGAUGUCUACAGCUGGGGGGGUGGAUUGCGCGGUCAACUUGGUAAUGGUGAAAUAGUAGCACCCCAAGAUACGCCGCAACUCGUUGAACCGCUCGCCGGGGUGAAGAUAGUGGAUAUCGCUGCCGAUGGGUGGCACUCGGCGGCAGUGUCCUCGUUCGGAGAUCUCUACACGUGGGGCUGGAACAAUCAGGGUCAGCUCGGUUUGUUGGAUCCAAAGCAUGACGGCCAUGUGGUGACCCAACCGCAGUUGGUCACUUUUCCGGACGGGGCUGAACUGACGGUGGAAAGGGUGCACUGCGGUAUUGGACACACCGUGGUGGAGGCGACGUAUGUAGACGGCGGUACUAGAGAUGUGCUAAUUGCUGGUUGGAAUUUGGUGGCGCGUUUCGAUUAUCAACGACCGACGCAUCGGCCGAAGUUUACCGGCUUCCGGAAGCUGAAUCUACCCGACAAAGCCGAAAGAUCUUCGCUCGCAGUAGGGGCGGGAGCAAACCAGAUUUACUUCCUGCAUCAAGCCAAAGCCGAAUAA